AUGGCCAUUUCCAUGGUUUUCAUUGCUUUUAUGAUAGCAAUUUCCAUCAUUUCCUUGUCGAAAUUUCCAUUGACUGAAGCAGGCACAAGUGGUUUUUCCAUUGAUCUAAUCCAUAGAGACUCUCCACAGUCUCCGUCGUAUAAUUCUUCGUUAGUGCCUUUACAACGUUCCAUCAAUGGUUUGAUAAGAUCAUAUAAUCGUCUCAAUCGUUUUACGAAGGAUUACUCCAAAAAAUCGACAGGAACAGAUAUUAUUUCUGAUAAUGGUGAAUAUCUCAUGAAAUUUUAUCUUGGGACACCGCCAGUUCCCAUCUUAGCGAUAUUCGAUACUGGCAGUGAUCUUAUUUGGACACAAUGCCAACCUUGUAUCCAAUGCUUUAAGCAAAAGUAUCCUGUCUUUAAUCCCGCUAAUUCUUCCACAUAUGAAAAGCUUGCUUGCGGUUCUUCCUCCUGUAAGGCUUUUCCAGAUUCAACUUGUGACAAGAAUAACAAAACUUGCUUAUAUUCCCAGUAUUAUGCUGAUGGAUCAUUUACCAAUGGCAUAAUUGUAAACGAAACCUUUACGCUAGGCGCUACUAAAGGAAGAAAUAUAUCGUUUUCCAAUGCUAUAAUUGGAUGUGGAGUUGAAAAUGAUGGUAUAUUUAACGCUGGUGAAUCAGGCAUUGCUGGUUUUGGAAUUGGAAACGUCUCGUUAAUUUCACAACUAAGCUCUUCAGUUAAACGGAGAUUUUCUUAUUGCUUGUUGUCGGAUUCAUCGGAGGCCUCAAACUCCGGUACACUGAAUUUUGGUAAAAAGGUGUCUGGUCCAAGGGCCGUAUCAACUCCUAUGGUUCUCAAAACCGGAUCAACUUUCUAUUAUUUGACAUUGGAAGGAAUCAGUUUAGGGAAUAAGAGAUUGGAUUUCUUCGAUCCCUCGAUCAUGACAAAUGCUACCAAGGCUUCUAAAGAAGGCAACAUGAUCAUAGAUUCUGGAACAACACUGACUUUCUUGCCUACAGAUUUGUACAGCAAGCUCAUAAAAGCAUUGGAGAGAACGAUUAAGUUGAGACGUGUCAACGAUCCAUUGAUAAUUUUGGACUUAUGCUACUAUUCUAAGAAGUAUAUAAAAGUUCCAGUGAUUACUGUUCACUUUAAAGGAGCUGAUGUGAAGUUGAAAUCAGAAAACACAUUUAUCGAACUGAAAAAGAAUGUCUAUUGCUUGGCAUUCGGACCAGCAGUAGAAGUUGGCCUUUUUGGUAACUUCGCACAACGAAACUUCCAAGUAGGCUAUGACCUAAUCAAGAAGACUGUAUCCUUUAAGCCCACUAAUUGCAGUAGAUCUUGA
This is a messenger RNA of Olea europaea var. sylvestris, 1323 nucleotides long. Its product is annotated as aspartic proteinase CDR1-like. Gene Ontology annotation, molecular function: aspartic-type endopeptidase activity. NCBI's taxonomy places the organism in Eukaryota, Viridiplantae, Streptophyta, Magnoliopsida, Lamiales, Oleaceae. The record is from RefSeq and is a predicted model, not a curated record. The transcript has a single exon. Gene Ontology annotation, biological process: proteolysis. Bases 1 to 1323 code for a protein of 440 amino acids. Gene Ontology annotation, cellular component: extracellular region.